Messenger RNA from Camellia sinensis, 989 nucleotides. The record is from RefSeq and is a predicted model, not a curated record. NCBI's taxonomy places the organism in Eukaryota, Viridiplantae, Streptophyta, Magnoliopsida, Ericales, Theaceae.
UCCAAACACGUCUCUCCUGCGAAAUCGAUCUGCUCUUUCAGUGAAAUCGAUCUUCUCCUUCAACGUUGUCUGCAACUCCCUCCAUCGACCUCUUCCUCAAGAUGAGUCAGCAACAAAAUGAUGCAUAUUUCACCAACUUGAUGAAUGAUGGGACUGAUUAUGAAUUUAUGGAUGAACCUCUUGACCAAGGGGAUCAGUCUUCCCCAAUCUCUCCUCAAAUAGAAACCACCAAGAAACCACAACGAGGUGGCAACUUCACUACAGAAGAAGACAGUAUGCUCAUAUCGGCGUGGCUUAACAUUAGCUUAGAUCCAGUGCAAGGGAAUGAACAAAAAUCAAAGGCUUAUUGGCUAAGAGUGUGGGAGUAUUUCCACCAGUACAAAACUUUUUCAUCUAAUCGUAGUCAAACUUCUUUAAUGAACCGUUGGUCAGCAAUUCAACUUGCCACGAAUAAGUUCAGUGGGUGCUUCGCCCAAAUCCAAAGGUUGAAUCAAAGUGGAAAGACUGACAAAGAUAAGAUUCUUGAUGCGAAGAAAUUAUACAAAGAGUUGUACAAAUCGUCAUUUCCAUUUGAACAUUGUAGGCAUGAGUUAAGAGAUCAACAAAAAUGGCGAGAAGAAUAUAGCAUGAAGAAACAAAAACCAAAAAAAGUGGCAACUCCCGGCGUUUGUUCUCCUAGUGCACCGGAUUCAAUCAAUUUAGAGGACAAUGAUGUUUCACAUAAUGACAAUGAAGAUAGAAAGAAAAUGAAUGACAAGAAAAUAGAGAUGUAUGAAAGGUCGUAUCUUCAAGAGCAAGAAAAGAUUGAUAAUGAGAAAAAGAGGACGCAAACGGAACAAGAAAAGGUUGAUAAUGAGAAAGAGAAGAUACGAAUGGAACAAUUGAAGGAGGAAGAGCGAAUAAUGUCAAUAGAUACAAGUGGUCUGCCUUCAUUGCAAGCAGAAUACCUUCAUCGCCGCCAAAUGGAAAUUCUCCAAAAAAAGAUUUAG